GCGCGGGAGCGCGGCCGCUGAGGCGGAGGCGGGGCAGCUCGCCAUCUCUUCCGACCACCUGCCUCCAAAAGUCCUGUCACCCAGGCAGACAAGCCAGGCCGUGCUGCGGCCUCGCCGCGCCUCUAUCCCCACCCUCUCGCGAGGAAUCCAGCUUGGCGUCUAACAUGGCGGGUGGGCCUUGCUGCGGCCCGCUGCUGACGGCACUCCUGGCCGCCUGGCUCAUGGCGGCGGCGGCGACCGAGGGCCAGGAACAGGCCGCGCUGCCGGCGGAGCAGAGCCGGGUGCAGCCCAUGACCGCCUCCAACUGGACGCUGGUGAUGGAGGGCGAGUGGAUGCUGAAAUUUUAUGCCCCAUGGUGUCCAUCUUGCCAGCAGACUGAUUCUGAAUGGGAAACUUUUGCAAAGAAUGGUGAAACACUUCAAAUUAGUGUGGGGAAGAUAGAUGUCAUUCAAGAACCAGGUUUGAGUGGCCGUUUCUUUGUCACCACUCUCCCAGCAUUUUUUCAUGCAAAAGAUGGGAUAUUCCGCCGUUACCGUGGCCCAGGAAUCUUUGAAGACCUACAGAAUUACAUCUUAGAGAAGAAAUGGCAAUCUGUUGAGCCUCUGACUGGCUGGAAAUCCCCAGCUUCUCUAACGAUGUCUGGAAUGGCUGGUCUUUUUAGCAUCUCUGGCAAGAUUUGGCAUCUUCACAACUAUUUCACAGUGACCCUCGGAAUUCCUGCUUGGUGUUCUUAUGUCUUUUUUGUCAUUGCCACUUUGGUUUUUGGCCUCUUCAUGGGUCUGAUCUUGGUGAUAAUAUCAGAAUGUUUCUGUGUGCCACUUCCAAGAAAUUUAUCUGAACAUUCUGAGCAGGAUCAGAGGUCAAAGGAGACUCAUGGGACUGAACAGCUGCAGGAAGCAGAGGAGGAAAAAGAUGACUCUAAUGAAGAAGAAAAUAAGGACAGCCUUGUGGAUGACGAAGAAGAGAAAGAAGACUUUGGAGAUGAGGACGAAGCAGAGGAGGAAGAGGAAGAGGACAGCCCAGUAGGUGGUGUGGAUGAGGAGAGGAGUAAUGCCAGUGACCAGGGGCUCCUGAAGGGAGACAAUGUACCCAAGGAGGAAGCUGAACCUGAAGAACCUGGAGAUGUCCUUGAGAAGCCCCAUUCUGAUGACACAGGGGUGGCAGAAGACUCAUUGAGGCAGCGCAAGAGUCAGCAUGCCAAUAAGGGAUCAUAGGUUUAAUAACACUGUUUCCAGCCAUAUAGACCAAAA
Castor canadensis (American beaver) is the source of this 1250-nucleotide messenger RNA. It is a transcript of the gene Tmx4, whose product is annotated as thioredoxin related transmembrane protein 4. The record is from RefSeq and is a predicted model, not a curated record. Gene Ontology annotation, cellular component: endomembrane system. Lineage: Eukaryota; Metazoa; Chordata; Mammalia; Rodentia; Castoridae. Gene Ontology annotation, molecular function: disulfide oxidoreductase activity.